Messenger RNA from Mus musculus (house mouse), 2538 nucleotides. It is a transcript of the gene Ccl25, whose product is annotated as C-C motif chemokine ligand 25. The coding region runs from base 1599 to 2033 and encodes 144 amino acids. Lineage: Eukaryota; Metazoa; Chordata; Mammalia; Rodentia; Muridae. Gene Ontology annotation, cellular component: extracellular region. Gene Ontology annotation, molecular function: chemokine activity. The record is from RefSeq and is a predicted model, not a curated record. The transcript has 9 exons. Gene Ontology annotation, biological process: immune response; immune system process.
GUCCGCGGUGGACCAAGGCGCCCAGUGGAGUCGCGAAGUGGCUGGCGAUGGCCGCGGAGAGGUGCACAUUUGCAUAUCAAGUUGGACCUGUUGCAUUUCAUGGAUUCAGCAGUCCUACGUUGCCACUGGACCAUGAGGAGGCAGAAGGAAAAUCAAGUGGGUUCCAUCUGCAGUGGUUUUUAAAAGGGCAAGAAGAAAAAUCCAGAAGCCGAGGAACCUGAGAAGCUCAUGGAUCUGAAGGGUAGGGGUGAGGGCUUGCAUCCCCUCUACAAGAAGACUCCAUCUGCUGCAGUGGCUGGAUUGCACGCCACACCCUCGGAGUAAGCCCCACCCAGAAAGCACCCCCUGGUUUCAUAAGCUCUUCUGUUUAUAUCUUCCUCAUUUGAAAACUGGCUGUAAAGUUCUACCCACCAAAACUACUCAAAUCUACACCAUCAAGAUUCAUCCUCAGGUGCCAUUCCUCAAAACUCGCCCCCUGGUGCUAUUCUCCAAACACAGACCAAAGCUUUAUGACUUGCUCUGGUGUGUGGAACUCUAAGCUCUAAUCAUCCUGGGGGGCCUUAAGCUUCACUCACCUGCAGCCGGCCAGCACCCUCCACUGCCCCGCGGAGUGGGGUAGGGGGUGGGAGAGGGCAAAAGACCCCGACUAAGUAGAAUUAAAUACAACAGGAGGUUCGGAGUGUGAGGAAUACCCAGAGAAAGGACGUGUCGCUAGCUGCGGAUGCGAGUGAUGAAAAGUUAAAAGCGGUUAGUUGUGAGUUCUUGUGGCAGGCCUCCCCGUUCCUCCUCCCCGCCCCGUCCAGCCCCGCCCCAUCUUCCUAAACACUUUGCCCCUAUCCCCCAGAGGGUCAAGUUAACCAAAGGAAAGAAGAAAUGCUUUCAAAAUGAAUCUUGUUUUGCUUCCUGCAGACAACAGACGCUGUCACCUGGAUCCUGGCUUCACAUUCCAAACCAGAACAUUACUUUCUUUCCAGUGUUGUGGUUACAAACAGUUUUGUUAGAAUGGCUUUCAUUCCGUAUCACUCACUGCCCCACUGAAAGUGUACCUUUCCAGACCGGGAGCUGGCUGAAGGAGUUUGCUGCAAAACUUGAUGACCUUACUUUGAUUCCAAGCUCCACUGACUCUGCAAAGUUGCCCCCAGAUCACCAUGGUUCUCAUGUCCCCAGCCUCCCAAAUAAAUACAAUUUUAAAAGUGGGCCAGCAACUGGAAUUUUAUUCAGCAACUAAAAAAUAACAUUAUGGUCCAGCACUUGGGAGGCAGAGGCAGAGGCAGUCGGAUCUCUGUGAGUUCAAGACAAACCUGGUCUACAAAGUGAGUCCAGGACAGCCAGGGCUCUGUUACGCAAAGAAAGUCUGUCUCAAAAAAAACAAACAACAAAAACAAACAAACAAACAAACAGGAAAAGAAAAAGAAAGAAAUUAUGAAAUUUCAGGAAAACGUGUUAAGGCCAGGACAGAGCAAGAGAGCAAGAAAAGGCAAGAUGGCUCCGUGGCUCAGCAAUACACGCUACAAGCAGGCACCAGCUCUCAGGACCAGAAAGGCAUUGGUGGCCCCCUUAAACCUUCAGGUAUCUGGAGAGGAGAUCUAACCUUCACUAUGAAACUGUGGCUUUUUGCCUGCCUGGUUGCCUGUUUUGUUGGGGCCUGGAUGCCGGUUGUCCAUGCCCAAGGUGCCUUUGAAGACUGCUGCCUGGGUUACCAGCACAGGAUCAAAUGGAAUGUUCUCCGGCAUGCUAGGAAUUAUCACCAGCAGGAAGUGAGUGGAAGCUGCAACCUACGUGCUGUGAGAUUCUACUUCCGCCAGAAAGUAGUGUGUGGGAAUCCAGAGGACAUGAAUGUGAAGAGGGCGAUGAGAAUCUUGACAGCUAGGAAAAGGCUAGUCCACUGGAAGAGCGCCUCAGACUCUCAGACUGAAAGGAAGAAGUCAAACCAUAUGAAGUCCAAGGUGGAGAACCCCAACAGUACAAGCGUGAGGAGUGCCACCCUAGGUCAUCCCAGGAUGGUGAUGAUGCCCAGAAAGACCAACAAUUAAGUUAAUUACUCAGAGUAAGCACCAGCUGGAGGAUGGGAGGAGUCUGCUGAAGUGCCGUCUUCUAGGCAUGCCAGUGCCAAUGAACUCACUGAAGCUACAGUUUCCUGUACAAGACCAGACCCACCAACGUCUCAGCAUGUAUGAGGAAGGAACUACUGCGCUAAAGGCCCUCCCACUCACCAAGGAGCUAUUGGCUAUUGAUGAUUGCUGAGGGAAGGGAGUAAUUUUUUUUCUCUUUCUGAAGUGUGACUUGAGUAAAUUGCCCAUAGUUCAGUAUAUAAUCCCCAACCUGUGCUCAGGCAAGCAACCCUAAUUAAAUGCAAUAGCCACAUACAAAAGAAAAGGAUAUGAAUAGUUUGGUAGGAGGGGCUUGUUAGGAAGAAGACAUUAACAGGAGAGAGAGGAACGAGAGGAUAGUGAGUGUGUGAGAGUGCCUACACAUGUGAAAUGGUCAAAGAAUUAAAAAAUAAAAACUUAAAAAGCUAUUAAAAAGUAAUGACUGACA